Messenger RNA from Phoenix dactylifera (date palm), 5721 nucleotides. RefSeq names its product WPP domain associated protein. The record is from RefSeq and is a predicted model, not a curated record. Lineage: Eukaryota; Viridiplantae; Streptophyta; Magnoliopsida; Arecales; Arecaceae.
CCCAUUCGCCUCCCCUCCUUCGCUCUUGCAAAUAUUGAUGCUGGAAGCCUAUUUUAUUUUCCUUUUAAUUUCUUUUACUCUUCUGCAACGCUCAUCAUUUAUAUUAGUGCUUCUGCUAUGAAUUAUAUAUUUUGUUCUUAUGAUUUUUUUUUUUUUUCUGAUGGAUAAUUCCUAUACUUACGGAUAUAGAUCUAGAGUUUUGGCAUUCCUGUAAUUUUCCCGUUCGGUCCGAUGGAUUCUCGAGGAAAAAGCUAAAGAUUUUUAUGAUUUUUGGCUCUCUGAUUCUUGUUGGAAGAAUUAGACUAUUUGAGGGUUUGCAGCAUAAAAAACAAAUUAGUAGGGCUUGAUUAUGACUAAUACCCUUAUAUUAAUCAAUUGAAUGAUUAUCUGGCGUCAAGAUUCUCUAUAUAUCCUUUGUUUUGUGGAUUAGAGAAAGGGUAUUGUGCUUGGAUCUAAAAGAAGAUCUGAAAAAAUGGAUGCAUUCUUUAAUGGUCUUGAUUGUCGAUUGAGGGUGUCAGGCAUGGUCGCUGAUUCGAUCAUGAUGGGGAUCGUGAACUCUGCAAUGGAGAAUGCUUACAACAAGAGCUUGUCGAAAGAAGGGGAUUUGGAGCGGUUGAAUGAGAAGUCAAGGUUCUGCGAGCUGGCGAUAAUGCAGCUGGAGUGGUGUCUGAAAUACCUGCAGGACGAGAUCCAUGGCAACAUCAUUGAAGGCACCCGUGAACGUGAGCAGCUGCUCUCCGAUUUGUUGACGACUAGGGAUCGGAUCCACUAUAGGCUUGAGGAGACUGAGUUCGCGAUUGCAGAGAAAGAUAAAGAGUUAACAAGGAGCAAGGAGAGUGAAUCGAAGCUUAGAUCGGCUUUGGAAAUGAAGGGCGAAGAAGUGAGCUCUUUGCACACAGCGCUUGGGCUUGAAAGAGUAAAAACUGAGAAAGCGAGUGGAUUUGUUCAAUUUGAUGCAAUCAGUAUGGAAAAAAAUGAAGACCAUGUGUUCGGUGAACUGAAAGGCUCUUUGCAUCGACAGUUGCAGAAAAUCAGAGGCAAACUGGAGGAUGGGCGUGAAAUUUUGACCAAUCUGAUGCAAAAGAAAAGGAGAAACUCCUCGGAUGUUGACAAGUUGACAUUCAACUUUGAGUUUGGAGUGAAUGGUGGUGGCAUGAAAUCACUGCAUGAGCUUUAUGAUAUAGCACAGUUGAAGUUGGACUUUAAAGAGAUUGUUGUUGAUGUUGGUAUUCUCACGGAAAAGAUUGAAUCUUCUUUUGAAAUGAUGGGAAGAUCUGUUUCCUUGUUAAAGGCAGCACUGGACGAGCAGCAAUGGGUUUCAGAUGUGGAGAAGGAAACAUCUAAUUUUUUUAUUAAAAGUUACCUUCAGGAAACUCAGCAUGCGGGCAAGUUUGAGUUUGGGGUUCCCGCAAAAAGUUCUCCUCCAGCCUUGUUGGACAUGAACUGGUCAGCUAUCAUGGAUGAUAUUACAAGUUUGCAUCAUGAGCUUGAGGUAUUGUUGUCUCAAAUAGACGUGCAGUCGAAAAGUGAUGGAAGCAUGGAUAUGAGGACCCAUUACAAUCCUUUGUCAAGAGCAAAUGCUGGAGGAAAAGAUAGCUGUAAUUUUGGAGGUUCAAGGAGAGAUGAUGCUGUUUCUGGUGCAGUAGAAAUACAUGAGGAUUUCAAUGAUACUUCUUCAAAGGAUGGAAAAGCAAGCAAAUCAGAAGACCUAUCUAAAGAAAAUCCAUCUGGGCAUUUUGUUGCUGAUUUGAUACGUAACCAUGAGUCUAUUAUAUGGAAGAAAAGUCAAGAAAUUAACUGGUUGAAGGGAGAAAUGUCCAUAGAAAAAGGGUGCUCCUUAAGAAACGAUAAAACCUUUGAUUCUGUUAGACAAAUUUUUGUUAGGGUUAUUUCAAGGUUGGAUGAUAUUAGAAGGGAGAAUGCCAAGUUGGUUGCAGCUUGUGAUAACCACAGGUUUAUAGCCUAUGAAAGACCCAAGAGCAUUCUCCAAAACAAUUCAUCAAUAUAUGAAUCAGCGGAUAAAGAAAUAAUGGUCACUCGGAUAUCGAGAGAAUUCCUUGAUAAACCAAGAAAUGGGCUAUGCUGUCAUUUAGGAGAUACUGAGCUGUUUGAGGAGAUAAGACAGCUAGAAGAAGGAAAUGUUGAUUUGGACACUAAAGGUAAGAUGUCGGAAGAGAAAUACACAAUUCUUUCUAAAGGUUUAAUGAGAGGGAUACACCUUCAGUUCUUUGAUUACAACAUAGAGACCUUAAUCAGGGAGGAUGUAUAUAGGGUUAUCCUUAGUGGAAUGAUCAAAGAAUGGAAUAAUGAUAUAGAAUCUUAUAGCAUCGAGAGGCUUCUUAAAAAAGAGACUGAAUGCAUUGUAUUCAGUGAGGUAAUCAAAGAUAUGGUGCGUGUUGAGAAUUUAACUUUGACGAAAUGCCCAGAUGGAGAGAUCCCAUUUGGUAACAAUUUGUCUCAGACUUCCAUGUUCAGCGAAACUAUGGAAACCAUGCAAGAAGUGGAAUCACUAUCAAAUGAUUUUAAAUUGAAGGAAGGUUUAGAUUUUAAUUGUAAUUCAGAACCGGAGGAAUCUUAUAUCAUCAACAGGCUUCUUAAGGAGGAGAUUGGUUGUAUUGUAUUCAGUGAGGUAAUCAAAGAUAUGAUAUGUGUUGAGAAUUUAGCAUUGAUGAAAUGCCCAGAGGGAGACUUGCCAUUUGGUAAAAAAUUGUCUGAGACUUCUGCGAUCAGUGACAGUAUGGAAAAUAUGCAAGAAGUGGAAUCACUAUCAAAUGAUUUUAAAUUGAAGGAAGGUUUCGAUUUUAAUUGUAAUUCAGAACUGGUGGAACCUCAUAUUCAUCUUGACCUUGAUGGGUAUAAAAUUGAAGUAUCAAAUGCACUAAAUCUGCAACAUACUGGAUUGUUGGUUGAGAAGGAUAAUGCCUUCGAGCCAGUUGACAGAAAAUUUGAAUUGCAUCACUUUAUUUCUAGUAGGAUGCAUCUAAGUAAAUCGGUACCAUGUUUAUUACCUCUUGAUAAUAGGGAUUUGGCACAUGAUCAGGUAACUUCAGCAAGUGGCAUGAUACAGAAUGGUAACAACACCACAUGCUCACCAACAGGAUUUACAGGAAAGAAUUGGACUGAGUUGCAGUUCAUUGUGAUGCCUCUUACAAAAUUUUCACAAGUAAUCUUGGAUUUUGAGUUUAUGGUGUUUGACAAAAUAAAAGUAAAUAUUUCAAGGUUGGAAUGUCUGAAUAGUCUAUUGAAUCCUCUCAUUGAGCAAGUAGUCUCAAUUAAGAGAAAAGAAUUGCUCUAUUCAUAAGGCUUUUACAAGGCGAUGUUAUGACCUCCAAACAGCUGAAGCAGAGGUGGAUCUGCUUGGUGAUGAGGUAGAUGUACUUCUUGGCCUAAUUCAGAAGAUAUACAUAUCACUGGACCAUUAUUCACCAGUUUUGCAACACUAUUUUGGGAUAAUGGAGGUUCUAACAUUGAUCCGAAAAGAAUUAAUUGUGAAAGCGACCAUGACUACCAGACACUAAAAAAAGAGUUUCUUCAUUGUGGAGUCUGGGGAGGAUCAAAUGUACAUAGUUGUGCCCCUACGUGCAGAGAGGCCAUUUUCUAUAUUUUUGAACUUGUGACACUCGCGAUCACGUGGAGCAACCUUACGAAUGCGCCAGGCCCAACCUCACAACCAGGCAUUAAUAACAUUGUUGUUUAUUGUAGAGCUAAAUUGCCUUUGAUCCAAAAUUGGCAUUUCGUAGACCUUUGUUGCCACUAAUGAGUACUCAAUGCUGAUUUAUCUAACUUUUAUUAUGUGGUAAUGCUUUUGUAAUCCUUAAAUAGUAUGAGCAUAAUACUGAUGGAAUCUUUUCAGUUAUGUCUUUUGAAAGAAACUGUGGAGGGAGACAGAGAGAGAUCUUGGUCUAGGUUUCUCUUCCUUUUUUUGGUCUAGGCCUUCAGUCCAUCAAUGCAGGACGUUAACCUAAUUUUGAUGCUAUCAUGAGAUAGGUAUUGGGAACUUUGAGAAAGAGUUGUUGAUUGCGCAGCUGUUGUGAGAUGAGUAUUGAGAACUUUAAGAAAGAGAUGCCUUGUAGAAGGUUGACUUACAAAGUAGUAUCAUUACUAGGGAUGAAUUGAAGUUGACAUUGAGAAAAAAAUGGCGAAUUACACAAAUGGUUAGUUAUGCCUUAUGCAGCUUUCAUUAAGUGAUGAUGGAGCUAGAAUUUGCUUUGAUUGGCAAAUGCAUGGUUUUGUAGUUUGACGAUAUAUCUGCUUGUGUAUUCGCAUGUCAAAAUAUUCACGCCCAGCUUUGUUGGGGACAGAAGGCUGUAAUCAGAUGGGUGAAGCCGGUUAGAGAGAGAUAUGGCUUGAGACUGGAGGCUUUGGCAGAGAAGUGGGUAAAGUAAGUACAAUGGGAUUGAGAGGUGGGGUCUAUUGCUAGAUUAGCUUAGGCGGAACUGGGAUUAAAUUUGAUAGGGAGAGAGGAGCAAGAAGCUUUGGAUAUGAGAUGAAGAGAGACAUGAAAAUUGGAGUUGGCUCUGCACACGGGAUUGGAGAAGAGGGAGGUAUAGGAGAGAGUUGAAGUCUUGCGGGGGUUGAGAUUAAAAAAAGGACAUUAGUAUAAUCUAAGUCUGCAUCUUACUGUGCUGUUGAUAGGCGAGUUGGAGAUGGUACAAGAGUUUUGCUAGGAUCAAAGGUGAGAGAGGACAGGUAAUAUAAUCCAGAAAAUAUAUAAAGAUAAUAAGAAGGGGUCCUGGCGUGGUUUGCUUGGGAUCCUCCUCCGGUUCUUAUGCCGGCUAACCUCAUUCGGCGAUCCUAUCCAUCUCAGCGACAGCUGGCAGUGAAUAACGUACUUCCGGUGCGCCUCCUGUUCCCUCCAUGGAUAGAUACUCUCCCUCCUCCCCGCUGAAGAGUCUAGAGAGAUCUGAAUCUGGAGCUGCGCCUUGUCCAACCGUGAAUCAUCGCGUCUUCCAGAUCUUGCCCCAGAUCCGGCCAUGGCGGCGAGACCGGCAUUGCCUUCCAUCUCCUCCCCCUACUGUCCUCCUCUUCUCGCGUUGGAUCUCGCGUCCUCCGACAACCCACCCUCGCCGGUCCCCGGAGGACCUGUUCCGGACCCGGCAUCGCCCGUCCGUCGUCGGCUCCCUCGAUUGGUCCGUCCGCCCCGUCGCCGGCAUUGCCCACUCCGUCACCGGCUCCCGCGAUGGGUCCGUCAGCCCCGUCGCCGGCAUUCUCUCCGGGGAACCCCGAAUCGCCACCGGCACCGCCGUCUCCCCGGCGUCCUCACCGUCACCGCCGCCGUCUCCCUGCCAACGAGGUCGUCCGGGACGGGGAAAAGGGCGACGGGCAGGCCGAGGUGGGGAGAGUUCCAGCGGUAUGAGCGGGGAAAGAAGGCCGGGAUCGCGGCGUGGGUUUUGGCGGCUGCAGCCGUGGUGGGGCUAGGGGCGCUGGUCUACAAGAAGCGGGGGAGAAUCCAGCGAUCCAGGUACGGUUACGCCACCCGGAGUGAGAUGCUCUGAAAACCUUUCAUCAUGAUCAUCAUCAUCAUUUUUUCUUUUUCUUAUCAUUCGAGAGAUGAUUUUAUUUUGUCUAUACAUAAUCGAUUUGUUCCAAAUUCUUUUGAGAGCCAGGGCAGAGAACGUUAUUGAUUAUUUUUAUUUUAUUUUUUGCCUUUCAGAUAUACUUUGAUUGAUGAUUUUGGUUGAUGAUUUGGGAUAAUAUAUUGGUUUGUCGUUAAUCUACUUC